This is a messenger RNA of Scylla paramamosain (green mud crab), 2655 nucleotides long. It is a transcript of the gene Vha55, whose product is annotated as V-type proton ATPase subunit B. Gene Ontology annotation, cellular component: proton-transporting V-type ATPase, V1 domain. The coding region runs from base 145 to 1614 and encodes 489 amino acids. Gene Ontology annotation, molecular function: proton-transporting ATPase activity, rotational mechanism; ATP binding. The record is from RefSeq and is a predicted model, not a curated record. Gene Ontology annotation, biological process: ATP metabolic process; proton transmembrane transport; vacuolar acidification. NCBI's taxonomy places the organism in Eukaryota, Metazoa, Arthropoda, Malacostraca, Decapoda, Portunidae. The transcript is spliced from 8 exons.
UCGAUCCUGGUAGGGCGCGCGCCAGCCAUUGAUCAGCUGACAUCAUAUGACAGACGCCGCUCUGCCAGUAAGUGCCCUGCUCACUCUCAGCCGUGUGCCUCACUGAAUUAAUCCCCUGCCCCCAUUACCAGCAUCCAGGAAGCAAUGACAAGUGUAGGCCACAUGGAGCACGUUGCCGCCGUGCAGCGCGACUACAUAGCACAGCCGCGCCUCUGCUACAAGACCGUCACUGGCGUCAACGGUCCGCUGGUCAUUCUGGAUGAUGUCAAGUUCCCCAAGUUUGCCGAGAUCGUCAACCUCCACCUGGCGGACGGCACGGAGCGCAAGGGGCAGGUGCUGGAGGUCAGCGGUUCCAAAGCUGUGGUGCAGGUGUUUGAGGGAACGUCAGGUGUAGAUGCCAAGCACACCGUCUGUGAGUUCACCGGUGACAUCCUCAGGACCCCCGUGUCUGAGGACAUGUUGGGCCGAGUGUUCAACGGGUCUGGCAAGCCCAUUGACCAGGGCCCCUCAGUGCUGGCAGAAGACUUCCUUGACAUCCAGGGCCAGCCCAUCAACCCCUGGUCCCGCACGUACCCCGAGGAGAUGAUCCAGACUGGCAUCUCCUCCAUUGAUGUCAUGAACUCCAUUGCCAGAGGGCAGAAGAUCCCUAUUUUCUCUGCUGCCGGUCUUCCCCACAACGAAAUCGCUGCCCAGAUCUGUCGUCAAGCUGGUCUGGUCAAGCUGCCCAGCAAAGGAGUGCAUGAUGACCACAAGGACAACUUUGCCAUUGUGUUCGCUGCCAUGGGUGUCAACAUGGAAACUGCCAGGUUCUUCAAGCAGGACUUUGAGGAGAACGGCUCCAUGGAGAAUGUGUGUCUCUUCCUCAACCUGGCCAAUGAUCCAACCAUCGAGCGUAUCAUCACCCCGCGCCUCGCCCUCACCACCGCUGAGUACCUUGCCUACCAGUGUGAGAAGCACGUGCUCAUCAUCCUCACUGACAUGUCUUCCUAUGCUGAGGCUCUGCGUGAGGUGUCAGCAGCCCGAGAGGAGGUGCCUGGCCGUCGUGGUUUCCCUGGUUACAUGUACACUGACUUGGCCACCAUCUAUGAGCGUGCUGGCAGAGUGGAGGGUCGUCAGGGCUCCAUCACACAGAUCCCCAUUCUUACUAUGCCUAACGAUGAUAUCACUCAUCCUAUCCCUGAUCUCACUGGCUACAUCACUGAGGGGCAGAUCUACGUGGAGCGUCAGCUACACAACCGUCAGAUCUAUCCUCCCAUCAACGUGCUGCCUUCUCUCUCCCGACUCAUGAAGUCUGCCAUCGGUGAGGGCAUGACCCGCAAGGACCAUUCGGACGUGUCCAACCAGCUGUAUGCCUGCUAUGCCAUUGCCAAGGACCUGCAGGCCAUGAAGGCUGUGGUGGGUGAAGAGGCUCUCACAGCUGAUGAUUUGCUGUACCUGGAGUUCUUGGCCAAGUUUGAGAAGUCCUUCAUCUCUCAAGGCUCGUACAUGAAGCGCACCAUCUUUGAGUCCCUGGACAUUGGGUGGCAGCUGCUGCGUAUCUUCCCCAAGGAGAUGCUGAAGCGUAUUCCGGCCUCCACGCUGGCCGAGUUCUACCCCCGAGACCGACCACAGUAAAGGGGCGGGGGAUGGUCUCCAGUAUUUUGGUGGGUUUAAAAUCAGCUGGUUGUGUGUUUUGUCCCAAGUGUCUUGUUGGUCCACAGUUGUGGUAAAACACACCCAACAACAUGUUGUGUGUGUGGAGUUGUUAUAAGAUACUCGAAGUUACAUUCAUGUGUCCUGUAGUAGGUAAUGUAGAAAAUGUAAUACUGUUGCAAUUCUAUGUAGGAUUUUAUUUCUAAAUUAUGGAGAUGAACCCUGUUGUAUUUAUACAGAGUAUAUUUUAUUUAUUUUGGAUGUUAACAGCAGAAAUAUAUAAAAUCAAUCUACAGAUAAAAGUAAUAUAGCAGUCAUGCAAUUUCUUAUGAGAUGCAGUGAAACCAGUGAAGAAAAUACCAUUUUUUGUUUAAUUUUUUAUAAACUAGGGGAAAUUCUAAGUACUUAUUACUUCAUAGAAAUAUGUCUGUACUAUGAUGAUAAUGAUGGAAGCAACCUGUUGAAGCAUAAUGUCACACACUCCCUCAGUCUUUUGUGUGUCAUGGUCAUUAUUGAACAUUGCCUCAGCAGUCACACUGAAGGCACAGGGCAGAGGGAGGAUGGCUUUGCCUGCCUGUCAUGGCAGGGAAAGCCUGUAAUGAAGAGUCCUGCAGCCUGGGCCCAGGUGUCAGUUGAUGAGGGUUCCUCCUGGUCCUGAACACCUGGUCUUCAUGUUGAUGGAACUCUUGCCUACAUUGUAGACAUAUGCUGUUGUUGCUGAGCACAAGUUGUUGUAGUUAGGUGCGGUUGUACAUAUAUUACGUGCAGUAGCUGAACAAUUGUGUGGUGAGCAUAAUGGGUUUGAGAAUCUGUGUCUACAUUAGUUUGUUGGAGGAAAUUCUUUUUGUGUACAUUCCAGGUGUUGAUGCAGCUGCAUUUAAUUGAGAGACUAUAAUUUUGUCUUGUCUGUUGUUCUGUUAAUAAUGUGUAUAAUGAACUCUCAGAUACAGUCUCUGGGUGAGUCAGUGUUCUGAACUUGUGGAAACAUUGACUCUGUGGUAUUAAUAAAGUGUAUAGUAAGUG